Molecule: messenger RNA, 2492 nt
Organism: Mobula hypostoma (lesser devil ray)
Lineage: Eukaryota; Metazoa; Chordata; Chondrichthyes; Myliobatiformes; Myliobatidae
Product: probable G-protein coupled receptor 34
Exons: 4
Coding region: 395-1432 (345 amino acids)
Biological process (GO): G protein-coupled receptor signaling pathway
Cellular component (GO): membrane
Molecular function (GO): G protein-coupled receptor activity; oxysterol binding
Source: RefSeq, a predicted model, not a curated record
GUGAAACUGAGUGAAGUUAUCUACGCUGGUUCAAGAGCAAGAGAUGUAACGUGUUAAGGAAGUAGGCGUAUACCUGAAACCACUGCGAAAAGAAGCGUGUCAUAGAAAUUACAUCAGGAGGCACUAACCCAUGAGCUAAACUACAAAGCAAAGCCUACGUAGUCCCGCAAUGGAAUUUCCACUGACAGAGGAAUUAAAAGGGGGAUCGCAGUGAACCCGUGCACUUCCAGUGAGAGAGCAGAACAGAGCCACACAGAGCAGAUAAUACUAAACUUCUGAAGUAUUGUUGGAGCUGCAGUAAUCCAGUCUCGUGGAGGAUAUACAAUAUCAUCACACCGCUGAUGUACAGCUUGAAGGUCAUCUAAAAAAUUUGAAAGGUCAGUAGAUUACAACUAUGGCUAAUUUGUCAUCUUUGGCAUCGUUUCUUGUCAAUAUUACCCAGCCUUCAAUAACUUCUAGUACACCAGAACCAACCUGUAUAAUUGAAGAUGGUCUCCUCUCAACAGUGCUGCCUAUUUUCUACUCCAUUAUUUGUGUGAUAGGGCUGGUGAGCAACGUAAUGGCCAUGAGGGUGUUUUACUUCAAUCAGAAGAAGGCAACAUCGAUCUCGACUUACAUGAAGCACCUGGCCCUGGCUGACCUCCUGUUGUUGCUCUGCCUUCCAUUCAGGAUCGCCUACCACAUCGGAGAGUACGCCUGGAUGGCCAAGUGCUACUUCUGUAAGAUUAUUGGGGCAUUCUUCUACAUCAAUAUGUACGUCAGCAUUGCAUUCCUGGUGCUGAUCAGCCUGGACCGCUAUUUGAAGAUCACGAAGCCUCUUCGCACAUUCAGAAUCCACAGUGUGAAAUGGAGUUCAGGCAUAUCCAUGGCUUUGUGGGCACUCAUCUCUCUGUUAAUGCUACCCUUUGUUGUGCUGAGCAGCACAAAGUCAAAAGACUCAAAAUGCUUCCACUAUAAAAGGCAAACUAUGCCAGCGGGUUUAAUGAACCUGACAGCCGUCAUAUUCAUCUUCAUCCUCUCUUUGCUUUUCCUGGUAUCUUAUGCUAAGAUUGCUGUCAAGCUCUACAAGAUCUCCCAGGGGAAAAAGAAGGAAGAAAUCCGGAAAGUGAGAACUAGAGCAAUUUUGAAGACAUUUAUCGUUCUUGUGAUCUACAUUGUGUGCUUCAUGCCGUACCACAUUGUUCGAAUCCCGUACGUGCUCUCUCAAAUGGAUAUAAUUUCUAGUUGCAUCUCAAAAAAUUCCCUGCACAUAGCCAAUGAACUGGUACUGUGCCUCUCUGCUCUCAACAGUUGUCUUGAUCCAAUCAUCUAUUUCUUCCUCUCCAACUCCUUUCGUAGGACUGUACUUAACACCUUUCAUGGAAAAUUCAACAAAACUUUUCCCAAAACCAAUGGCACGAUGAACAGUUUCAAAUCCAUCACAGAAAUCUGAAGUUAAGAGGUGCGAUCCCGGAGUAAAUGGGAUAGGAACAGAAUGCAUGGCCUUCAUGGCAGCAAAAUUGCAGCAACUAUCUUGCUGGACAAUGGUAGUUCUGGAAAGGAUUGGCAUUAUUGCAUUCCUAUGGGCUGAAACAGCCCUACUAGAGAGAACACAAGUUCCAUUUAUGGAUGCAUCUCAUAACUAGCCUGGCAAGUACAUGAGGAAAAUACAUGGUCACAAUAAGGAAAGUAAGUGCAGGAGGAUGAGUUCAGCUACAGUAAUGUGAAGCCUGUUGAAUACUGGAAUUCAUGGGGAUGAAAAUAUCAACCAUAGACUCCUUUGAUGCAACUAUACAACUACUUCCUCUGUGGCUUCAUUCAAACAGGAUAUUACAGUCUUUUUGCAAAGAAGAUAUAUGACCUAAAUUACAUUGAACUUACAGAGAGCACUUCAAAUGCUCCCCAGAUCAUUUCAAUGCAACAUUAUUACGUAAGGAAAAAUAAGCACAUUCAAGGACAGUCAUGCAACAUGUUCAGCCUGGCAAUUCUACCUUCCCAAUCUGUGUGGACACAAGAGAGUGUAGACUCUCUGGAGAAGGGCAGAUGAACUUCCCAAAAUCAAAACAUAAGUUUUAUGGAUGAGUAUUUCAUAGUGAAAGUAAUUGUUGUUUUAGUGAGAACCAAACUUCUGAACUAAAUAUUUUUUUAAAAACCUUUGGUCUUGUUGGUUUACAUAGUUGUUCAUGGGAUUGAGAAGAAGGUUGUAAAUUAAUUUUCCUGUGCAAUAAACCAGUUUAAAGACAAAAAAAAUGUACUGGACUGUGGGUGAGCUGACUUACUAUCUUGACGUUUAAAGAACUGCUCUGUUUUGGAUGUAUAAGUCCCAUUUUACGUUUGUAGAAAUCAUUGUUUUCAAUGGGACUGGUAAAAUUUGAACCAUUGAAAUGUUCAAGCUGUAAAUAAAGGCAAUAUGCAAAAGAAAAAUAUAAUAACCUAUAACAUGCUCACUGUGUUCAUCAACACCUUAACACUUGGUCAAAAAGAUGAUUUUGUAUACAUUAGCUUUACUCCAA